Messenger RNA from Fulvia fulva, 1032 nucleotides. RefSeq lists its product as uncharacterized. The transcript has a single exon. The coding region runs from base 1 to 1032 and encodes 343 amino acids. NCBI's taxonomy places the organism in Eukaryota, Fungi, Ascomycota, Dothideomycetes, Mycosphaerellales, Mycosphaerellaceae. The record is from RefSeq and is a predicted model, not a curated record.
AUGGCAACGCCAGAACACCCCUUGGACCACUACACCGACAUCACUACUUCCGCCGACGAUCUGAUCUCACAAGGAUGGCACGAAUUGCAAGGCGCCACCCUCGUGCAGGUCAGCGGCACCUACACAGCAGAUGAGAUUGUCGAGGGGAUCAAUGCGCUAGGUGGGAUGAUAGUCGACAAGAAGAAAGUGCACUCGAGAAUGAACCGCGCCUUGAACAUCGUGUCGGGGGACAACGAGGUAUCGCGCGCUGAGGUGCAAGCGGCGCUCGACAGGAUGAGGAUCGAGACUGGAUGUCAGGAGAGGAUGAACGGAAUCAAGGGAACCUCGAAGAAGAAGCCAAUCACUAGGGAGAGAAGCGUGGGCAGUGCGGCGGCAUCGGAGGCUGGUCUAUCAUCAACAGUCAAUGAGGCAGACAGCAACGGGACGAGUGCUGUGCGCGACACCGCGACUCGGAAAGCCACUGCAAAGGCGCGAGUUGAUACUCCAAUGUUGGGCAUAUCAGGUGGAAAGAGCAAGCGCCGGGAGUCGUCUGAUACCGCAACUCCAAGAUCGACCACAACGAAGGCGAGGCGCGGUAGCCAGGGCGAGCGAGUUGCGGGCGCAUCGAAGGACACGGCAAAGACUCGGGUCGACACAGCACUGCAGGAUCCGACAGCCAUCAACGAGAAUUGGCAGAAGACGACCGACACUACCUCUCGAAGAUCAUUCCCGAUCGGGGCGCUACUAUACAACAUGGGCCAAGGUAUGGCGGCGAUGUCGAACGAUGGUGCGAAGGCUUUCUCUGAUUCACCGAUGCUGGACCAGACUGUGCCACGCCCCAGGGCACGAGACGCAGUCUAUGCAGUUUCCUUCCGCUCAACUGCACUUAGUCAGACCGAAGCUGCGGCAGAUGAUGCAGCUCUACGGCGGCGCGUUGGCGAGGGCUUGGGUCGUGAGCCGGAGAGCAUCGAGUUGGAGGUGGGCUUGAGUGUUGAGGAUGCGGCGAAACUUCUGAUACGUCUGUAUCGCGACGAUAGCAUCCUGAGACGGUAG